Messenger RNA from Branchiostoma belcheri (Belcher's lancelet), 2188 nucleotides. RefSeq names its product tRNA pseudouridine synthase A, mitochondrial-like. Lineage: Eukaryota; Metazoa; Chordata; Leptocardii; Amphioxiformes; Branchiostomatidae. The record is from RefSeq and is a predicted model, not a curated record. Gene Ontology annotation, biological process: tRNA pseudouridine synthesis; mRNA pseudouridine synthesis. Gene Ontology annotation, cellular component: nucleus. The transcript is spliced from 17 exons. Gene Ontology annotation, molecular function: RNA binding; pseudouridine synthase activity. Bases 175 to 1632 code for a protein of 485 amino acids.
AGGGCCAGGUAAACUUUGCCGAGGCGAACGUUAUGUAGCAACCCAGACAGGAUAAUAUAUGGACCGUCCCUCCAGCAAGCGCUGCCCUUCCGGACAGACGACGAAACACACGAGGUGAAUAGACAUCUCUACCCGACCACUGGAUUGAGAGCCAGUCAGCACGUGUGAUCACGGAUGAUUACCAGACCCAUCCUGCACACCUUCCGUGGACUGCGACUACUUCUACAUACAGUCAGAACUUCAACAGUAGGACUAAACAUGGAAGUAACCAACAGUGCAGCUGAAGCUAAGUUAGAAAUUGGGACUGAUACUACGACUGAGUCCCUUUCAAAAGGACCAGAGGAGGUGGAAACAGGCCAAAACACUGGAGCAACGUCAAGUAACGAUACUCCCUCUAACAGCAAUGAUGUCACCACCGGUAAAAAAUUCAACAAGAGACGUCAUAACACAAAAGAGGAGCAGUCCUACCGAUGGAAAAAGGCCAAACUUCAGAGUAAGCCAGGUGGUGAUCCUGACUGGGAGAGACCGACAGCCAAGAAGAGGAAGGUGGCGUGUCUGUUGGCGUACUCAGGAGUGGGGUACAUGGGCAUGCAGAGAAAUCAGGGGUUUAAGACGAUUGAAGAGGACUUGUUGGCAGCUUUCUAUAAGGCUGGAGCCAUCCCUAAGGAUCACAUGGACUGUAUGCAGAAGAUGCACUUCCAGCGGUGUGCCCGUACAGACAAGGGCGUGUCAGCAGCUGGUCAGAUCGUGUCACUGAAGAUGUACAUGAUUGACGAUGCUGUCAAGAAGAUCAACGACUGCCUGGCUGAGAGCAUCAGAAUUAUCGGGAUCAAGAGAACAACAAAUGGUUUUGACUCCAAGAAUGCAUGUGACGCUCGGACGUACAUGUAUGUCCUGCCUACGUACUCCUUUGCACCAACCAAGGAGGAAACUGAACAAGACUUCAGAGUCACAGAUGAGAUCAUGGAGAAAGUGAAUGACGUCCUGUCGGCGUACAAGGGAACACAUAAUUUCCAUAACUUCACCUCCGGGAAAAAAUUCAAGGAUCCAAGUGCCAAGAGGUACAUCAUAGAAUCCAAGUGUUUAAACACUUUUGUACGAGACGACAUUGAGUGGACUGUUAUCUCCAUCAAGGGCCAGAGCUUCAUGAUACAUCAGAUUAGGAAGAUGAUCGGGAUGAUGUUGGCAAUCGUGCGAGGUUUAGCACCACGGUCCAUGUUGGAGAAGGCCUGGCAGAGCGGAAAGUGUGACAUUCCAAAGGCACCUGGGCUUGGUCUGGUCCUGGAUAAGGUUCAUUUUGACCAUUACAACAGGAAGUAUGGGGGAGAUGGGCUGCAUGAGGCUUUGGAGUGGGACGAACAUCAGGAGACAGUUGAGAAGUUCAAGGAACAAUACAUCUACCCCACCAUUAUCAAGGCUGAGAAGGAGGACAGGGUUAUGCAGCGCUGGUUGUCCACCCUCCCUCUGCACAGGUAUGAAGGCUUGAGUGAAGAGGAAACAGACAACUCUGCACAACAGCAGGAUGGUGCAACACAGCUAACAGCUGAAGCAGACACUACCAGGGAAGGUGCAGACACAAGUGAUGUACCUGCUAAAGAUGAAGACACCAUGCAGCAAGCUGUGGACACAUGACCACCAGACUGCUGGCACGUACUAGAACCAUACUGUUAACAUGCUAUUCACAGCAACAGUUUAUACUUACUUCCUGGUAACACUUGAAGAAACCUACUUUUUCAGACAGCGUUAUUGUUUUUAACCUUCUAUUUGCUGAAGUAGUCUUUUGAGACAGGGUUAGGUAGCAGGGAGAAGGUUAAUAUUAUAAAGUAACAUGCCUCUGACUGUUCUGUUGUCAGGUCUUAGUUUAGUCAAAUCAGUAUGGACUCUAUGGUAAUAAAAGAUAUGAAACGAGUUUCUGGAAUUAAAUGUAUAAUUUUUUUUAGAACAUUUAAGGUAAGUUGACUUCAGUAAGCAGUUGUAAUGUUUUAUUUAGAUGUAUGUUUUAACUUCUGAACAUAAUAGAAGCUCAGCUCAGUGGAAGUUUGCAGGACUGACUCUGUCCUGAUAUCGUCUGAUCAAAUACUUUAAGACAGUUUGAGACAAAAUUUGAAAUAACCUGAUAUCCUUCUCAAAUUAAUGAUGAAGCACUGACCAACUAUCCAGAGAAAUGUGAAUAAAGAACAUGUUCUUA